UUAGUGUACAUAUUUGGUCUCCCAAGUGUUGAGAAGAGACUGAGAUGGGGAAGGGAGAGGGAUCAACGAAAGCUGAUAACAAAAAAGAGCUAGAAGAAGCGAAUGCAGUGAUGCAAGCCUGGAAGUAUGCGUUAGGGUUCACAGAGUUAGCGGUGCUAAAGUGUGCGAUCGAGCUCGGUGUGGCCGAUGAGAUUGAGACCCAAGGUGGCGCUGCCACUCUAUCUCAGCUCUCUGCUGCCCUCAACUGCUCCUACACUUCACUCUACCGAAUCAUGAGGUUUCUUGUCCACAACCGGGUUUUCAAGGCAAAGGCAGCAGCCACCCAAGAGGCCACCACUUAUUUGCAAACGGCGCUCUCCCGGCGCCUCCUCAAGGGAGGUGAGAAGAGCAUGGCCAGCUUGAUUUUGUUUGAGAGCACCCCGAUCAUGCUGGCUCCUUGGCAUGGUCUGAGCGCUUGGGUCUCAUCCAACAAGGCGGCUCCACCACCCUUCGAGGCAGCUCAUGGCCAGGACAUAUGGGCCUACACGGCCCAGAAUCCCGAACACAGUAGGCUCCUGGACGAGGCCAUGGCCUGCGAUGCGAGGCUAGCAGCAGCAGCAGUCAUUGGCAGCUGCCCAGAGGUGUUUGAAGGGAUUGAAGUGAUGGUCGAUGUAGGGGGAGGCAAUGGGACAUUCGUGGGGAUGAUGGUGAAGGUCUUACCGCAGAUCAAAGGCAUCAACUUCGAUCUGCCUCAUGUCGUCUCCAUUGGCCCACACUGGAAUGGGGUGGAGCACGCCGGAGGAAACAUGUUUGAGAGCAUCCCCAAGGCCGAUGCCACUUUCCUAUUGAAGGUACUCCAUGAUUGGUCCGAUAGCGAGUGCAUCCAAAUAUUAAAGAAAUGCAAAGAAGCCAUUGCUGAAGAUAACAAUGAUGACAGCAUCUCCGACGGGAAACAGAUUAAGAAGAAGAGGAAGAAGGUGGUAAUUGUCGAAGCUGUGAUUGAUGAUGAUUAUGAUGAUGAGGAGCAAGAUGAACAAGGCAGUCAGUUGCAGAGCUGGACUGGGGUGAGGUUGGGACUUGACAUGGUGAUGAUGGCCCACACCAAUGGAGGCAAAGAAAGGACCCGCACAGAGUGGGCCCAUGUCCUCAAUGAAGCUGGAUUCUCUAGUUUCUCCAUCAAGCCCACCUCUGCUGUCCAAUCCAUUAUUGAAGCCUUUCCUUGAGCUUGCUAUUGAAUACUUGAAUAGUCCCUCACAUGGUUUUAACAUAAAAACUAUUAUAUCAUUGAUUUGAUAUAGUUGUCACCAUACAACUUCGGACUCACUUGCACAUGCAUCGGUAAUUGACAAAGAAGAUUCGAAUAAAGUCAUAGACUGGAUAUAUAUAUAUAUAUAGAGAGAGAGAGAGAGAGAUAGAGUUUAAUCAGCUUGCUUGUUGAGAUCAUCUCCAGAUGAAUUAGGAAUGACCCAAAGUUGGGAGAGGUUGAAUUCGUCUGGAUUUGCAACCUCAAUUGCCCAUACAUUUAUGUUUGCUUUUACUCCACAGUACAACUGAUGUACAGCCAGAUACCUAA
Messenger RNA from Punica granatum (pomegranate), 1552 nucleotides. The record is from RefSeq and is a predicted model, not a curated record. Lineage: Eukaryota; Viridiplantae; Streptophyta; Magnoliopsida; Myrtales; Lythraceae.